AUGCAGGACUCAACCUCUUCGCAGGCUGUCAAACUUCAAACGAAGAAUUUCCAAGAGGAUUUGGUUGAAAAAAUGCGUCUUCUCACAAUUAGCAUCAUUGUUAUACAUUACUUGAAGUUUGGUUCAUCAACAGCGGCUUUUCUAUUUAGACUGUUUGUACAUUCGCUACUUUCUAAAUCGCAGGUUGUGUCAGAUCAGUUCAGGAGGGUUUCUUUGCGGGUCCACAAUGUGCGUCGAAUUCCAGGCCUUUCGUCUGGAAAUUCACACCAACCGUCUACAAAUGAGACAAACCCCAAUCCACCAAUGCCCGGGACUUUUGCAGUCCCUAGCAGCACAGAGACAAGCUCAGGUUCAAUCGAGGAAUUAUCAGAAGCAGAAAUAGAGGUAUCGGUAAACGAAACUCAACGGAGAGUGAAAUGGGUUCUUUUUCACUUUGCUUUCACAUUCAACUGCAUUUCUAUCAUAAUGGCACUGAUAUGGCCCAUUGAUUUCAUCUCCAAAGCGGGGCAUUAUGGUUCAGAAAGCAGCGGCAGCAGUUUUGGUAAUAUUCCAUCUCCAUUUGCAAACCAGAACGGACUGAUCGGCGGAGAACUUCGAAGUGGUCUGUUUGUGCAGCUUGUAGGGGAACAGUUACCGAGCAGCAACUUUUGGAGCAAUCUCAAUAUCGUACUGUUAGAAUUUUUGAUACUUUCGUUGCAGUUUGGCCAAUACAUUCUAACAGCUUAUAAUUUUGCGGACCCUCCAUUCGAGUCACCCAACGCAGAGAGAAAUGGCACGAACUAUAACACCGAUGGUCCUGUUGAUAAGGACGAUGCAUAUAAUGGAAUCGUGCUGGUCACGACCAUUGAACCCGUGGAAGUGUUAAACGAUCUCCUGGACAGAAGAUACGAACGCACGACCACAGCCCCACCAACUGGGGCUGACCUUGUAUAG
This is a messenger RNA of Lachancea lanzarotensis, 933 nucleotides long. RefSeq names its product LALA0S03e06304g1_1 (gene GLD1). The transcript has a single exon. NCBI's taxonomy places the organism in Eukaryota, Fungi, Ascomycota, Saccharomycetes, Saccharomycetales, Saccharomycetaceae. The coding region runs from base 1 to 933 and encodes 310 amino acids. The record is from RefSeq and is a predicted model, not a curated record.